GGGGCGCAGUUCUCGCUGGAAGAUGAAAACAAACGAACUCGGACGGCGUACACACGGGGCCAGCUGCUGGAGCUGGAGAAAGAGUUCCACUUCAAUAAGUACAUCUCGCGUCCCAGGCGGAUCGAGCUGGCAGCGAUGCUGAGUCUCACGGAGCGCCACAUCAAGAUAUGGUUCCAGAACCGCCGGAUGAAGUGGAAGAAGGACGAGGCCAAGAGGAGGCCGCUCCCGAGCCCCGCCUCCGAGGGUGGCGAGUCCCCGGCCACUCCGCCGUCACUGGGCGACGAGCUGGAGGCGGAGGAUUCCAAGGAUGGCAUCAAGGUCAAGGUUAAAUGCAGCUCCAGCAGUGGGGAGGAGAGUAGUAAAAAAUCG
Messenger RNA from Lymnaea stagnalis (great pond snail), 369 nucleotides. The record is from the annotation of a GenBank genome assembly. Lineage: Eukaryota; Metazoa; Mollusca; Gastropoda; Lymnaeidae.